Molecule: messenger RNA, 1791 nt
Organism: Seminavis robusta
Lineage: Eukaryota; Bacillariophyta; Bacillariophyceae; Naviculales; Naviculaceae
Source: the annotation of a GenBank genome assembly
AUGAGUAGUCCAACACCAAAUAAUGAUCUGAACAAUCCUGGAGUAGAGAAAAAGUCGUUUCGAUUCCUAAUUCUGGCGGUAUCACUGGGAGCGGCUGUGCUGUAUUCUGCUGGAGGGCGCCAAUGCCAACUACCAGAGAUUUCGGGGGCCGGGUUAGAGCACAAGGUCGAGCACAAGGUCGAGCACAAGGUCGAAGAAAAGGUUGCGCUCCAGACAGAAGCGAAAAGCCGUCUUACCCCUGCAAUGAAACAAAAUUUUGCCUUGGUCUCCGAACCAGCAUCCGAAAAACACACUGCUGUAUUCUGGCACAAUCCCAAGGCGGGUGGUACCACGAUAGAAAACAUGUACUACAUUUGCAGAGGCAUGGUCAUCGCCAAUCAGGUUGGUGGAGUCCAGGAGCUUGUUCCAUCGUGGAAUGCUACGUCCAUAGCAGUUCAUGUUCCUUGGCAAAUUGAUGGGGUUCGUGUCUCUGUUGUCAAUGUGGAUACUUCCACUAGGGAAGGGAUCAAACGGGCCAAACAACUUGGACUGGCAGAAUCGGGGCUUUCCGAGACUGUCUUUUCGCCAUUACUGCGCGAUACGGCCACCAUCUUUUCACCGACACACAAGGGCCGCAUCUUUGCCCUCUUUCGACACCCGGUGGAUCGGGAAAUUAGUAGGUUCUUUUACCUGCAGGAUGCUACUUGGGAGCCACAAUACAGCCCCGAAACUAGGAAUUGGACGGCUGCACAAUACACAAAAUCCGGAAAGUUUGUUCCGGACUGGACCGUGCGAAGCGUCGUUGGAAAAACGCUUAAGGAGUUUCCAAUCCUGACAGCACAGGAUCUGGCGGACGCAAAGGAGCUGAUGCAAACCAGAGUCCUGGUGGGGCUCACAUCCAACAUGAAGGAGAGUGCCGAGAGGUUUGAUAAAUUCUUUGGUUUCAAGUACAAAAAUGAAAAGGCCAAAAACUGCUCGACAGAUCUGCUGACUGGAAAAUCCAAACGUGCCAAUAAACAUUCCCAUCCCAAGAUGGUGGCAGGAAGUGAGGAGUGGGAAGCCUUUGCGGAUGGCAAUCGAUGGGAUAUCAAACUAUAUCAGUUUGUGGAAGAGUUGUUUCAAGAACAAAGCAAGUUGUUUCAUUAGGAGUUCCGCAAAAGGAACGGACGUGGUUAUGGAUCCUCCAAGUAGUGGAGUUGGCAAUGUCUCUCAAGAUCCCUGAGAAGAGAGACGGCCAGAUGAGCAGAGUUUAGGUCGAGUUGCUUGCAGGCUGUCGCUGCAUUGCCGGCUGCGAGGAGGAAACCCAUCUCGCGAGGGCACUUUCGUACACGUCGAACCUGGAGAAGACACGGGAGAAACGACUGGCGAUAGGUGUAUCGGUGCUAGAUGGGAGUUUUUGGUUCGUUCAGAACUACCGACUGGAAAUGGCACUGACAAGAUCAACAUCAUGCUGGCGAGGGCAAUCCUAGUCGCUGCUCUCGGGUGGUGAGCAACAAUUGACCCGAGCCAUUUCAACAUCUCCAAACGCCAUCUUUCGGAAGCGCUGUAGCGCUAGUGUUUCGUUCCAAGGAUCAUCGGUUGUGAUCCAGGAUAACUUCCUUGGCCAGCAUCAUUGAAGUGGGAUGUCCCAAACGCUUCAAUCCGCUGCCCCGCCCGCCAUGAAAAGUAUAAUAGGCCAACCACUUCAUGCUUUUGCGAUCGCAAGUAUGAACAGCCUUUAAUUAAGUUAGGUGCUAAAUACAGUAGCAAAGGCGAGCCAGCUUUGUCCUUUUCAAAUGUAUGUACAGUGCUCCAGUAUGUCAGCAGCCGUCU